Messenger RNA from Salvia miltiorrhiza (redroot sage), 712 nucleotides. RefSeq lists its product as uncharacterized. The transcript has 2 exons. The record is from RefSeq and is a predicted model, not a curated record. Bases 40 to 432 code for a protein of 130 amino acids. NCBI's taxonomy places the organism in Eukaryota, Viridiplantae, Streptophyta, Magnoliopsida, Lamiales, Lamiaceae.
ACCACAACCACGACGGCGAUAAACCCUAGCACAUCGGAAAUGGUGCAAUCCCUCUACGACGAGAUGGGAAGUGGCUUGCAAUGCAUAAAAUCAGACUCAAUGAGCCAAUCCAAAGAGAUUGGGAGUGUUGACAACACUAUCUUCUUCAAUGGCAGCAACGCUACAAAUGAAAAUAAUAUUAUGGGACGUGAAGAUUUUCGCAAUAUAAAUGCCGACCAAAUACACAGUAAUCACCAUCAACAAGAUGCAUAUAAUCUCCAUCACCACAAGGAAGCAUGUCAAGAGCCACAAUUUGACAAUCAUCUUCUAGAGGAAAGUGGGGAAGAUAAUUCACAUUGGAGUUUAAACCUACAAAAGAGCAGUAGUCUAUGGGAGUGGGAUGACUUGCUUGUUGAUGAGAAUUUUAAUUUCCAAAAUUUGCCCCCACUUUGAGCGACUCCGGCUACAAAUUAAUAAUCGAUGGGCGUGGCGGUAUAUAUAUAUAUAUAUAUAUGUCUAGUGCGUUAUAUAAUAGGGCGCACUUUUCGUUUUUAUAUAUUUCAAGAAUCUUACACAUCGUCUUUUACCGAUGUGCUAGAUUUGGUGUUUGUAUUUAAUUAAAUUGCAUUAAGACUACCUUUUUAGAGGUUAUAGUUGUUCAUAUUUUGCUAUGUCUAAUGUUAAUCAGCCAAUCAAACGGAAGAAAUGAUAUAAACAUGCAAUGAAUUACUAG